AUACUGUACUUUUUCGACCAAAGGUUCAUCAAAAAUGUACGUCACCCAUCAGUUUCGCCCGGGUCACGGUUCAGAAACCGUGCGUGAGCGUGACGGGACCCGUAAAUGGUUCAGAAAACAACGUAGGCGCUUGCAAAAAUAAUUAUUUUGCGCAAGCGCCUGCCGAGGUCACUGUUCACUCACCAUGCGUUAUGCGUGAGGUCACGCAGGAUUUUGUUCGGUUCAUCAGCGCGGAGAACGCGUGACGAACCUUUGGUCGAAAAAGUACAGUAC
Stereum hirsutum FP-91666 SS1 is the source of this 273-nucleotide messenger RNA. RefSeq lists its product as uncharacterized. The annotation marks the transcript as partial. Lineage: Eukaryota; Fungi; Basidiomycota; Agaricomycetes; Russulales; Stereaceae. The transcript has a single exon. The record is from RefSeq and is a predicted model, not a curated record.